Durio zibethinus is the source of this 3202-nucleotide messenger RNA. It is a transcript of the gene DEG15, whose product is annotated as protease-like protein. Lineage: Eukaryota; Viridiplantae; Streptophyta; Magnoliopsida; Malvales; Malvaceae. Gene Ontology annotation, molecular function: serine-type endopeptidase activity. Gene Ontology annotation, biological process: protein processing. Gene Ontology annotation, cellular component: peroxisome. The record is from RefSeq and is a predicted model, not a curated record.
CCGUCCACGUAAGCAAGAUGAGAAUGAUCGGGCCCAGCAAUAGAUCCCACGGCCAUGGUUUACAAGAUAGAACAGCCCGCGCUUUAACGGUCACAUCUUAUCUACCCACUCGUAAAGCGUAAAGCUGGGAAAGUCAAAAAUAUCCCGAGCUAGUUUCUGUUUCGCUGUUUUUCAUCAUCCCUGCACGCUUCAUCCCAACGAAAACCUUAGAAAAUAAAAAAGAAGAAAGAAAGAAUCCAAGAUUCCCAAAACCCUUUAUUUAUAUCUCUAGGAAUUCAUCUGAUUAAUUAUUUUAAAAUUUUUAUCCAAAUGGGUCUCCCUGAAACAGUCGAUUUUGCCCGGAAUUUCUCUGUUUUGGUCAGAGUCCAAGGCCCUGAUCCAAAGGGGCUGAAGAUGAGGAAACAUGCCUUUCACCAAUACCAUUCUGGCAAAACGACACUGUCAGCUUCAGGCAUGCUAUUACCUGACAUCCUUUACAACACUGAGGUGGCUAAGUGCAUUUGGGACAGUGAUAGUGGUCAGAAUUUGAUGCUAGUUAUGUCAGUUGCUUCUGUGGUUGAGCCUUUUCUUACAAUUCAACAUAGAGAAAACCUUGCCCAGGGUCUACCUGAAUUGAUUCCCGGUGCUCAGAUCGAUAUUAUGGUUGAGGAAAAUAUGGGCGUGAAUUUGGAUAAAGGAACUUGUCAUUGGUGUACAGCACGGCUACUGAAAAUGGUUGAUGUUCCUAUAUCAUCCCUUGCUCUUCAAUCCCUUGUUGAAGCUUCUUCAGGCUCACAAGAGCAUGGAUGGGAGGUCGGUUGGUCAUUGGCUUCAACUCAUCAGCCUUCAAUGAACAAUACUCAGACGCAGAUUGAGUAUGAUAACAAACUUUUAAUGGAGCGCCAGACGCUAGUGGAGGGGAAAUUGAGCAAUCCUAGUCUUAUGGCCAGAUCAACAACUAGAAUUGCUAUACUUGGAGUUAACUUGCAUUUAAAUGGUCUACCUAAAAUUGGGACAUCACCUCUGAAUAAAAGGGGAGAAUUUCUUCUGGCAAUGGGAUCUCCUUUUGGCAUCCUCUCUCCUGUGCACUUCUUUAACAGCAUCUCAGUGGGAUCUGUUGCCAACUGCUAUCCACCUAAAUCAUGUGACAGAGCAUUGCUGUUGGCUGACAUUCGAUGUCUCCCUGGAAUGGAGGGUGGUCCAGUUUUUGGUGAUCAAAACACACUAGUUGGUAUCUUGAUUAGACCCUUGAGGCAAAAGAACAGUGAUGCUGAGAUUCAGCUAGUGAUUCCGUGGGAAGCCAUUGCAAGUGCUUGCAGUGACUUGCUGCUGAAGGAGCCACAAAUUGCAGAAAAGGGGAUUCAUAUUAACAAGGGAAACUUAAAUGCUGUAGGGAAUGGAUUAUUGUCUAACAGAAAUGGUUCAAAUGGACUCUGCUGUUACAAUUAUGAUCAUCCUAACUCAUGUUGCCCUGCACUAUUAUCGAUUGAGAAGGCAAUGGCUUCUAUAUGUCUUAUUACCAUUGACGAUGGUGUAUGGGCAUCAGGUGUUGUGCUCAAUGAUCAAGGCCUAAUACUCACAAAUGCUCACCUAUUGGAACCAUGGCGAUUUGGGACAACUGUAAGAAGUGGGACUAAAAACGGGGUGACAUUCUUCCCACCUGAAGAAUCUGCAUCUCCUGAUGGUGAAGGAUUUGACAGGUACCAGAAAAAUAGCAUGCAACCAUUUCCACUGAAGAUUGUCAAUUCUUCUGUGGCUGAUGAGCAGAAAAGAUACAAGCUGGAGUCACUUUACCAUGGCCAUAGAAGUGUACAUGUUCGACUUGAUCAUCUGGAGCCUUGGAUUUGGUGUGAGGCAAAGGUAUUAUAUAUUUGCAAGGGACCUCUGGAUGUUGCACUGCUCCAACUGGAUUGUAUUCCUGAUAAACUUAGCCCCAUUAUGGUGGAUUUUGCUCAACCAUCCUUAGGAUCAAAUGCAUAUGUUAUUGGACAUGGACUACUGGCACCAAGAUGUGGCUUCUCCCCUUCUGUUUGCUCUGGAGUGGUAGCAAAAGUAGUGAAAGCAGAGACUCCCUUAUAUUAUAAAUCUGCUCUACCAGGGGUAUCACAAUUUCCAGCAAUGCUUGAAACAACUGCUGCUGUUCAUCCUGGUGGAAGUGGUGGUGCUGUUGUCAAUUCUGAUGGUCGUUUGAUUGGACUUGUUACAAGCAAUGCCAGGCAUGGUGGAGGGACAGUUAUACCCCAUUUGAACUUUAGCAUUCCAAGUGCAGUUUUGAUGCCUAUCUUUCAGUUUGCAAGAGACAUGAAAGACUUUUCGCCUCUGCAAAAUCUUGACCUUCCAAAUGAACACCUUUCUUCAGUAUGGGCAUUGAUGCCUCCAUUAUCUCCCAAGCCAGGGCCUCUGCCUAAUCUUCCACAGCCGCUACCAGAAGAUAACAACAACAAAGAGGGGAAGGGUUCUCGGUUUGCUAAAUUCAUAGCUGAAAGGAGCAAAUUGUUGAAGAGUUCAGCUCAAUCUGGCAAAGUGGAAAGACUCCCCAAUGAGAUUCUUCCUAGUAAGUUAUGACCUUUGGCAUUUUUCUUGUGCUGUAUCAAAAAAAGAUUAUCCCCCAGAAUAUGCAGCAUCAAGUUCCAAACACCCAUGUUAUGAUGACUCCCGUUUGCCUGAAUUGGCUUUGUGGAUCAUAUAAACAAUGGGUUUUGGGGGAAGUACCGAGAAAUCCACUCAUUUGUAAAUUUCAUUUGUCAAUGUUAUUAAAAUAAAAUUAAGUAAAAUAGUUGUGUUUAUUAAGGGUCUUUUCGAAUUUCAUUUCUUCCUGUAAUGUUUGGAUUAACAGCAUUCGACAUGGAAUAAUAUUAAGCCAUGUUUGCCUGACCCAACAAAGUAAUAAGAUUUGUAUUUUCUUUCAUAUUUCAAUUGAAUCUUUGGUUAGUGAUGUUGCUAAGCUUGAACUUGAACAUUAACAUUUACCAGUUCAUUGAACAGUGUUUGCUAGAGACAGCGAAUCUAUUUACGGGUUGCUUUGAUUUGAGGUUGUUAGGCUCAUCAUGCCCGUGAAGCCUAAUUUAUCUCUUCUGAAGAAAAUGAGGACUGGCAGACAGACAGACAUGUGGGUGAAGGUGAUUAGUUGAGAUGGAAGUUAAAAUUAGAAAGUGCACAAUUUGGCAUAUUGUUAACAACUUACUUUUAUUAAAUUAGAAAAAGAUUCGUCAAGUAUUACAUU